Molecule: messenger RNA, 1935 nt
Organism: Clonostachys solani
Lineage: Eukaryota; Fungi; Ascomycota; Sordariomycetes; Hypocreales; Bionectriaceae
Source: the annotation of a GenBank genome assembly
AUGAUGACUGACUCUAUCAUUCGGGUGAAGUGCGAUGAAACUGUCCCGAGCUGUCGCCGAUGCCUAAAGACAGGGUUGACAUGUCCUGGAUAUUUGCGUCCAGUGAAGUGGUCGACAAAGCACGAGAAGCUUUCGGCCCCCUCCGAGGACUAUAACGCUGAAGAUGACACUGGUUUCGGAGCCGAUGUUGACGCUGACCGACAAGUCUUGUCCCCAUCAUCGCCACUAUUUAACGAGAGAGCUGGGACCUUCUCACCUAUGAGCAUAACGAGCCAGAUUACUUCAUCAUGUGCUACUACCACCACGGGAGAAGACUCACCAGCCUCAAACAGCUCAGGGGACCAAGGAUCGUCUGCCAUGGGGAUUUCCGUGGCUUCGCCGCUGCAGACCGAAGCAAUCAUCCUAUCAGCACCUAACAGCCCACCCCCAAAGCAGCCAGGUGACGACGAUCAUUCUGCAGAACAGAGUAAUCUAGAUGAGUACAUCGGUAUAUCUGCAUCUGACGGCCCCCCUUCACAAGAUGCUCUGCUAUCAUUGUACAUCCCAACGGAAGAAUCAUCUGUUCUCCUGUGCCACUAUUAUUCUCUGAUCUGCCGUAUCAACUCUUCUUUCGACUCAGAAAACAACCCUUUUCGGAACCAGAUGUCCAAACUCAUUAAUGGGUCCCCACUUCUCUUUUACUGUGUUCUCAGCAUGUCCGCUGCCCACCUCCACCAAUAUGAUAACAAUACGACUAUUUCGUUUGAAUAUCAGGCUCGUGCACUCUCACAGCUCUCCACCGAUCUAAGUACUACCUGCAUACUCCCAUCUCAACCCACUCCUCGGGAGCAGGAGAGCACGGAGCUUUCCGGUCCAUCUCAGACUACCUUGGUCAAAGAUGAACUACUUCUUGGAAUUAUUCUUCUGGGCAUGACAUCAGCAUGGAAUGAUGCCUCUUCUUCAGGGUACUCGCAUCUCAUUGGAUCUAGAGUCCUCUUCAAGUCAUGGAUGUCCGCGAACGGAUUAAAUACUGCCAACAAGGCAUCCGCAAUGACUGAUAUACAAAGAUUCAUUGUUUCCUCUAUGGUUUAUUGGGAAGCACUGAGCUCUUUUGUGGUUGAUCAGCGAACAGAAGAUCUUGCCUACCUAGACUGCCUUGCCAACCAACGUUGGACGGGAACCAUAACCCCUAGUCCUUGGACUGGUGUGGCCACCCCCAUAUUUAUACAUCUGGCCAAGGUUGGGUCACUGAUGCGCAAGAAGAGAGCUCUAAGAAACAUUUCUCUCUUCAGAAGCAGUGAGGCAUACCGUGAUGCACUCUACUUUCAGCUUGUAGAGGAUGCUCGUGCUCUGGAGCAGGCCAUUCUCGGCUGGCGGGUGCCCUUUCUCAGUUUGAUUGAGGACACUGGGGACCCCCGUGCUCCCCCAAAACAUUUCUGGGGGCUCGCACGCUGCUAUCGUUUAGUUGCCUUCAUCGAGCUGUACCGAGCCUUUCCAGAAAUCGUGGAAAAUCACUCUGGUCUUAGCAUUCCCGAUGGUAAAUCGGUAGCUCCGGAUGGAGAUUAUCAAAGCCCGUUGAUAUUGAGUCUUGCUUUUGGAGUUCUGGACAUACUCAAGAACAUUCUGAGUGACUCCAGCACCCUUCCAGUCCAAGGCCUGGCGCUAAUAGUGGCAGGGAGCGUGCUGGGACGUGUCGGCUCGCCAGAGAAAGCGACCCUGGACCAGGAGGUGAUGGAAUGGAGAGAAUUUGUGCGCGAACGGAUGGUUUUGCUGCACAGCUUCGUGGGACUCCGUCCCGUAAAACAUGCCGCGAUUAUGAUUGAGGAGGCUUGGACACGAAUGGACGCCUUGGUAGAGUCCAACUCUGGGUUCGAGUUUGAUGGCAAUAUGUUGUCGGAUAGCGUGCAUUGGAUGGAUAUUAUGAUCGAGAAGAGGCUUGAAACAAUACUUGGUUGA